Molecule: messenger RNA, 1851 nt
Organism: Chelonoidis abingdonii (Abingdon island giant tortoise)
Lineage: Eukaryota; Metazoa; Chordata; Testudines; Testudinidae
Gene: RBM41
Product: RNA binding motif protein 41
Biological process (GO): mRNA splicing, via spliceosome
Cellular component (GO): U12-type spliceosomal complex; nucleoplasm; nucleus
Molecular function (GO): U12 snRNA binding; zinc ion binding; pre-mRNA intronic binding
Source: RefSeq, a predicted model, not a curated record
GUUGCAGUCCAGGCCUUGAGCUGGCUGCGGGAGCGGGAAGUGUUGGGGGCCGGAGCCAUGCGGAGGAUCAACAGCAGCCUGUCUAGUGAUGAUUUCCUCUUGGAGGAUCUGGAGACAGAAGGAGAGAGGCAGCUGAAGAGCCUCCUUCAUCAUCAGCUUGAUACUGCUGUCUCCAUUGAACAGUGCGUGUCCAAGCGAAGAUGCUUCGCCCCAGCUGCUCUUUACAAGCCCUUUGGAGAGGGGGCGGCAGGGACUCUGACCUUAUCGCAGUUCCAGGCACUGCAGGAGAGUGAGCAAGAAACAGCCUCUCUUCGGGAACUGGGGCUCUCAGACUCAGAGAUCCUGCUCUGGAAGAACCAUGCUUCAGCAGAUAAGGGCUCUGGGCUGGGAGCAGCCCCUGAAGCCAUGCGGGAACGGCUGCGAGCCAUCCAGGAGAAGAUCACAGAGCACCAGCGCAUUUUAUCCCUGCCGCAGAGGUUUGCUGGCAGCAAACAGCUGAACCGGAGGGAGAUGGAGAUUGAGAAUGCGCUUUUCCAGGGGACAGACCGUCACUCCUUCCUGCGGGCACUCUACCACCAAGAUGAAGCUCAGAAGAGGAUGGUGAAUGAAAAGGACCCCAUGGGUCACUUGGAGACUGUCUGUCAAGAGAUGCUGAAAAAGCCAUUGCCUGGGGAAUCCCAGUCUACAGAAAGUGAUCCAUGCUUGCCUUGUUUCCCCUCCCCAAGUGGACCUGUGAUUAAGGGUACCACACAGCUUCUGGAUCAGGGAGAGCAGACGGAACAAUAUGGAGGUCCCAGCCUCCCCGUGAUUAAGGCAGCAGGGGCUGUGGUCCAGAGACCCAUCCUGGGGUCUACAACUGUAAAGGAGCCCGUGGAGUUCAUCCCAGAAGAGGAGAUUCGCAAGAAUCGUCUCUCGGAGAAGGAGAUCAGGAGCAUCUCCCGGUUUUCCUCCUACGAGCCGGGAGAGCCAAGCAAGGUGCUGUAUUUGAAGAACCUGAGCACUCGGGUGACAGUGAGGGAGUUGGUCUCGCUGUUUGCUCGGUUCCAGGAGAAGGAUGGCCCACCGAUCCAGUUCCGCCUGCUGAGUGGCCGCAUGAGGGGCCAGGCCUUUAUCACCUUUCCCAGUGUCGAGGUUGCACGGAAAGCAAUGCUGCUGGUGAACGGCUAUAGCCUGAUGGGGAGAAUGCUGGUGAUAGAGUUUGGGAAAAGUAAGGUGCAGUCAUCAAGUGUUGACUCUGCCUCCCACACCUCGUGUGCCACCGCCAGUGCAGAGAAACCCACUACCCAACUAGUGGACAAGUAAUCUGUGGAGCGUGUGUGGAUCCUCAUAGACUGUGGUUACUCACCUUUUGGAACAGUCCUUUAAUGUUCUGAUUCUGAGCUCAACAUUCAGGUAUAUAAGUCCCAGCAUGGGUCAUGGGAGUCCUGAGAGCUAAGUUCCUUCAAGUGAGAUGCAGAGGAAAGCUAGAGGCAGCCCCGCUCAGCAUGGGACAGAGGUGACUCUUGGGAUGACAGGAACAGAGGCAACCUCGCCUGGUGUAAGGCAGAAGGAAUGCUGAGGUCAGUGGCUUGGUAACAGACGCUGGUCUGAAGGAGUCUGAGGAUCUGAAAUUGGUGUGUGUUUGAACACUCAUACCAUGCAGCAUAUUCUGAGGGCUGAGUCCUGUGCUGUAUUCCAUUCUGUAUAUAGUUUAAACAAAUAGCUUUAUGCUGUUUGCACAGGAUGCCUGUUUUGUCACCACCUCCAGGGUAAGUGGUAGCUGUUCCUGCCUGUUUAUAUCUGUAUUUUGGUGCUGCCUGCUGAAUGGCAUUUAAGGGGGGAGAAUAUGUGAAUAAAUGUGUUCAGGUUGUG